This is a messenger RNA of Uranotaenia lowii, 1917 nucleotides long. Its product is annotated as perlucin-like. The transcript is spliced from 2 exons. Gene Ontology annotation, molecular function: signaling receptor activity. The record is from RefSeq and is a predicted model, not a curated record. The coding region runs from base 16 to 591 and encodes 191 amino acids. NCBI's taxonomy places the organism in Eukaryota, Metazoa, Arthropoda, Insecta, Diptera, Culicidae.
GUAUGAAAGUUGAAUAUGAAAAAGCUUGAUGAUGAGAUAAGAAACGAAGGUUCAAUCAAUCCCUGCGAGUUUACUGAUUUAGUCGAGAUCAAGCAGCAAGACAACUGGUCGAUUAACUCAAGGUUUAAAAUUUUCAACAUGAAACUUAUAGUGUUGCUUAACAUUUUUGUGUUACUAUCCAGUGCCGCCAAGUAUCAAGUUCCUUCAAUCAAAGCAAAUUGGCACAAAGCACAUGAGCUCUGUUCAUCUCUCGGCCAAAGGCUGGUAUCCAUAGAAUCAAGAGAUAAACAAUCUGAACUGCAAACAUUCCUCGGAACAUCGGACAAAUUCUCAGACUUCUCUAGAUUAUGGAUUGGAGCCAGUGAUUUGGCAAGACCGAAGUUUUAUUCAUGGGUUCACACUGGCCGCUUAGUGACCUACACUAAUUGGGCACCCAAUGAGCCCAACGGCGUGAAUGGCACGGAAAGAUGUAUAGAAAUCAAAUAUGACAUAAAUUUGAAUACUAACUAUCUGUGGAACGACAACAAUUGCGAAACUCCUUUCUACUUUGUUUGUGAAAAUAUUGAAAAUAAUAUAGAAGAAUUCAAAUAAACGAACAAUCAUUAACGUAAAGAAUUUCAAGAAGUCGAUUUUUUCAAUACAUUUCAAAAAUAAAGUGUUAUAUUUUUUUACAACUUUAUUUUUAAUAGAAUCUUCCGAAAUCAUUUCUAAAAUUUAAAAAUAUCUUGUGAAAAAUAGCAGCUUUUGAAUAAAAUCUGAAAAUUCAAUCUUCAAACAUUCAAUCUGAUAACUGAAAUCUGAAAUCUGAAAUCUGAAAUCUGAAAUCUGAAAUCUGAAAUCUGAAAUCUGAAAUCUGAAAUCUGAAAUCUGAAAUCUGAAAUCUGAAAUCUGAAAUCUGAAAUCUGAAAUCUGAAAUCUGAAAUCUGAAAUCUGAAAUCUGAAAUCUGAAAUCUGAAAUCUGAAAUCUGAAAUCUGAAAUCUGAAAUCUGAAAUCUGAAAUCUGAAAUUUGAAAUCUGAAAUCUGAAAUCUGAAAUCUGAAAUCUGAAAUCUGAAAUCUGAAAUCUGAAAUCUGAAAUCUGAAAUCUGAAAUCUGAAAUCUGAAAUCUGAAAUCUGAAAUCUGAAAUCUGAAAUCUGAAAUCUGAAAUCUGAAAUCUGAAAUCUGAAAUCUGAAAUCUGAAAUCUGAAAUCUGAAAUCUGAAAUCUGAAAUCUGAAAUCUGAAAUCUGAAAUCUGAAAUCUGAAAUCUGAAAUCUGAAAUCAUAAAUUUUACACCAAUUUUAACAUUUGUUGUGGUAAUUUUCAAAAAUUUCAAAAAAAAAAAUCUCUAUAUAAAUCUUCUAACUUCAACUUUCUUGGACAUUUAGUAAAUUUUUUGAACAUUUCGAUGCUGGUUUUCGAAGAUUUUGAAUAACGGAUUACUGAACUUUUGUAUGUUAAUAAAGUAUGAAAAAAAUAUUUGAGUAACAUUAAGAGGUGUUGAAAACCAUAAAUUUUGUAAAAAUUAGUGAGAAAUCAAGAGAGAGAUAUUGGUUUUAAUGAGAGGUGUCAAAUUGACACUCCAGUAACUGUAACGGGCAAAAAAUGCUGGGAUUGAUGAAGGUUGAUGUGUUAAGAAAAAAAUCUCGCUCGAUUGAGCAGGCAAGAAGAACUGAUAAGUUGUACGCUUAUGAUUGAAUCGCCGGCUCAAAAAUCAAAAUCAACUAGAAUAAUUUGAAUACACAUUGUUUUAUUUUAUUCCCGCAAAACUAUAAUCAACGACCUGGAAAACCUCUUCUAUCAGUUGUUACGCAAAACUCAAAACAUUCAACAUAAAAUAAGUUACACACCUAGGCUAGCGAACUCCAUGGUAUCAUGAUAUAAAAUUUCAAACCAAAUGAAUUGUUAUUUUUUAAAUAAAUGAUUUUUGAAAAACCAAA